Drosophila biarmipes is the source of this 1310-nucleotide messenger RNA. Its product is annotated as NADH-ubiquinone oxidoreductase chain 5-like. Gene Ontology annotation, biological process: ATP synthesis coupled electron transport; electron transport coupled proton transport. The record is from RefSeq and is a predicted model, not a curated record. The transcript has a single exon. Gene Ontology annotation, molecular function: NADH dehydrogenase (ubiquinone) activity. Lineage: Eukaryota; Metazoa; Arthropoda; Insecta; Diptera; Drosophilidae.
UCUGCUUUAUCUAAUCGAAUUGGGGAUGUAGCUCUUCUUUUAGCUAUUGCUUGAAUAUUAAAUUAUGGAAGAUGAAAUUAUAUUUUUUAUUUAGAAGUUAUACAAAAUGAAUUUGAAAUAUUGAUAAUUGGAAGUUUAGUAAUGUUAGCUGCUAUAACUAAAAGAGCACAAAUUCCUUUUUCUUCUUGGUUACCAGCUGCUAUAGCAGCUCCUACUCCUGUAUCUGCUUUAGUUCAUUCAUCAACUUUAGCAACAGCUGGAGUUUAUUUAUUAAUUCGGUUUAAUAUUAUUUUAAGAACUUCUUGAUUAGGCCAGUUGUUACUUUUAUUAUCAGGUUUAACUAUAUUUAUGGCUGGAUUGGGGGCUAAUUUUGAAUUUGAUUUAAAGAAAAUUAUUGCUUUAUCUACUUUAAGACAAUUAGGUUUAAUAAUAAGAAUUUUAUCUAUAGGAUUUUAUAAAUUAGCUAUGUUUCAUUUAUUAACUCAUGCUUUAUUUAAGGCUUUAUUAUUUAUAUGUGCUGGAGCUAUUAUUCAUAAUAUAAAUAAUUCUCAAGAUAUUCGUUUAAUAGGAGGAUUAAGAAUUCACAUACCCUUAACGUCUGCUUGUUUUAAUGUUUCUAAUUUAGCUUUAUGUGGGAUACCUUUUUUAGCUGGAUUUUAUUCUAAGGACAUAAUUUUAGAAAUUGUUAGAAUUAGAAAUAUUAAUAUAUUUUCAUUUUUUUUAUAUUUUUUUUCCACAGGUUUAACUGUUAGUUAUUCUUUUCGAUUAGUUUAUUAUUCUAUAACUGGUGAUUUAAAUUGUGGAAGUUUAAAUAUGUUAAAUGAUGAAAGUUGAGUUAUACUUCGAGGGAUAUUAGGUUUAUUAAUUAUUAGAAUUAUUGGAGGGAGAAUAUUAAAUUGGUUAAUUUUUCCUAUUCCUUAUAUAAUUUGUUUACCUUUUUAUUUAAAAUUAUUAACAUUAUUUGUAUGUAUCUUUGGAGGUUUAUCAGGUUAUUUAAUUUCGAUAAGAAAUAUAUAUACUUUAAAUACAUCUUUAUUAAAUUAUAAUUUAGUUGUUUUUUUAGGGUCAAUAUGAUUUAUACCAUAUAUUAGAACUUAUGGAAUAAUUUCUUAUCCAUUAAAUUAUGGUCAGUUAGUGGUAAAAAGUUUUGAUCAAGGUUGGUCAGAAUAUUUUGGAGGUCAACAUUUAUACCAAAAAUUAACUGAUUAUUCAAAAACUUUAUUUUUAAUACAUAAUAAUAGUUUAAAAAUUUAUUUAAUAUUAUUUGUAUUUUGAAUUUUAAUUUUAUUUAAUUUUUUAUUAUUUUUAUA